UACAAGCUGCGCUUGUAACGUUUAGUUCUUUCAACAUCGAAGCCAGUAUCAGCGCACACGAGCCAAGAUCAAGACGCUUAAGUACAAUCGCGUGUCAAUUGUCCGCGCGCGCUGCCGAAUUAAUCAUCGACGUACACUUAUAAAAGCUCGUCUGAAUUUUUACAAAAUGGAGUGAAUUUCGCGAGUGGAAGUGGUCAAUGUGGAAGUUCAAAGAGACCAACCCCGGGUGUUUUUGCCACCUUUUGGUGGCAAUCCUGAUUUUGGCAACUUGGGGACGGGGUGAAGAGAUUAGAGACUUUAUUGCCGCCAACACUUUGCCAGAUGGUGAGGUCGAGACGAGGAUUUAUUACAAGGGGGUUAGUGCGAAAGAAAUCACAGUGGGACGACGGUCCCUCAGCGACAUCAAAUUUCGUCAGGUGACAAACCGCCACCAUCUCCUCCAAUUGAUCUACAACGGCGAAGACCUGAAAGACUGCGAAAUAGUCCAUCAAAGAGACCAAGUAGUAAAGUUCCUAGAAACCUUCAAGAGCGACUUAAGAAAUCUCAUUUCUACCUCAAACAUCACAAUCGAAUCUUUAGAUAAUAAAAAAUUACCCUCCGAGAUCGCCCCUUGGUUCAAUUUCACCCUUUUGAAAAGCACCUGUAAGAAAUUGCACCACCGGAUGAAAAAAGAAGUUUUGGAGUUGAAAAAUGGCCAACAAAGUGAGAGGGGACGGCAAAAACGGUCCGUUUUGAUCGUUCCGGGUACUCUCUGGUGUGGCGAUUCUGACAAUGCUAAAAAGUACAGCCAUUUGGGGCCCAUGGCCUAUACUGAUAAGUGUUGCCGAAGACAUGACCAUUGCAAAAGAAACAUUCCGGGCUUUACCACAAAGUACAACUUUCAUAACUACUCCCCCUUUACGCUCUCGCACUGUUGGUGCGACUCAAGACAUAAACGCGACGUUUCCGAUUUAUUGAGGGUUCCUGGGACGAAAUGGUGCGGUAAAGGAUAUUCCGCUGAUAAGUACACCCGUCUUGGGGGCUUCUCGAGGACGGAUAAGUGCUGUCGAAGACACGAUCUGUCCUGCAGGUUCUGGAUCGGAGCCUUCGAGACCAAAUACGGACUCUUCAAUUGGAGGAUUAACACCAUCAUGCAUUGUAGCUGCGACGAACGUUUUCGGGCCUGCUUGAAGAUGGUGGACUCGAGCGACGCUAAUCUCGUCGGAAAGUUAUUCUUUAAUGUCGUCCAAACGAAAUGUUUCGUUAUUAAACCGAGAAAAAUAUGCGUCAAAAGCACCUGGUGGGGGCAGUGCGAGAAGUACAAGCACAUCAAGCAAGCCAUUUUGAGGGACAAUCUGCCAUAUUAGUGAUCUAGUGUAGAGUUUUGUGAUUGUAAAAUUUUAUUUUUGUACAUAAUUUUGUGCCAAAUUAGGUUAGAUUUUCUGUGGUAAUUCUACUUAAGACAAUAUUAGGACAACUGUCACUUUCGUACUAAACUGUUCAUUGUGUAAUUUAAGCCAAUAUUGUAAUUUAUUUGAAAUGUGGACGUGUAAUGAGCAAUAACUUGAAUAAAAUCAUUGUUAAAUUUA
This is a messenger RNA of Tribolium madens (black flour beetle), 1568 nucleotides long. RefSeq lists its product as uncharacterized. NCBI's taxonomy places the organism in Eukaryota, Metazoa, Arthropoda, Insecta, Coleoptera, Tenebrionidae. Gene Ontology annotation, molecular function: A2-type glycerophospholipase activity. The transcript has 5 exons. The record is from RefSeq and is a predicted model, not a curated record. Gene Ontology annotation, biological process: phospholipid metabolic process; arachidonate secretion. The coding region runs from base 198 to 1346 and encodes 382 amino acids.